Molecule: messenger RNA, 12814 nt
Organism: Paramuricea clavata
Lineage: Eukaryota; Metazoa; Cnidaria; Anthozoa; Malacalcyonacea; Plexauridae
Source: the annotation of a GenBank genome assembly
CAUGUAUCAAAUAUAGCUGGGUUUAUUUCUAGCUUGUCAGAGAGUUUUUAUCUUUGACACUCUUUUUUUUAGAAUUAGCCAGAAGUGAACUUGCAUCGCCGAAAAUGACAGAAGAAAGCUGUUCCAAUAGACAUUUGAACGAUAACUGUUCGUCCGCCUCGACAUUGGACGCUUUUGUAAGCGAUAAAUGUGUUAAUUUUUUUUACUAUUGCAUGUAGUUUUUUGAUAAAUAACAUUGGGUCAUGUUAACUUAUUCUCUUUUAUACUAAUAUUUCACAGUUUAGGUGGGUUUAUGUAUAUUUUCCAAACGCUUUAUCAGUCUUUCAGUUUGUGUGUGAAUUCGUUCGUAUUUAAAAUGCGUAGUUUCACUUUCGACUUGUAGUCUUCAAGUUUCCUUUCGUAUUUUGCCUUGAAGUUCGAAGCUUUUUCACUGUCAAAACACAUUCCAAUACACGAUGUGAUAAAACCUUGAUCGUACUUAUCGCAUCAGAUUGAAAACUAAUAUUUUUUAUUUGUACUGCGAAAGUGCGAUAUAUUGUCAUUGAGUACUGUGUACUAGCUGUGUAAUUGAGUACUGUGUCUGUAAGGAUAUGUGUAUUUUCUUUUAAUAGCCCAUUUCGCUCAGUACCUAUUUCGGCAGCUGUGGAAUGUUUUUAAAACAGUAUUUACAAAUUGGAAUAGGAAAAAGUCAUUUUGUUGAUCAAGGCCAAGGGACUUUCCCUUUAAACCUGUUAAACCUGCUGCACAGCGCACACUUUAAUACAAAGGUCAAAGGGACUUCCCUUUAAACCUGUUAAACCCGUUCUGAAUCUGCCCCAUGUAAGCCUGUCAGAUUUUUCAAAGAAAGAGGAAAUCUAUAACCUGCCAUCAUGUAUAAUCAUUACCUUAUUGAGAAUACUCUGUUUAAUUUCAUAAAAUUAUCUAACAUUUAUUACUAUGGCUAUGUACUUGUAUGUACCUUGGAUGAUUUUCAACAUGGGUUAAAUUAAAAUACCUUGUUACCAAUACCAUUUUAAUCAUGUUUACAUCAACUCGGGUUGUCAGUAACAGUACGCAUUAGUUUUGGCAUGUACUAAAAGGCGAAACGUCGAAACGAAACCUGACCGAAACAAAACAGCUGAAACCACCGAAACGACUGAAAUGAAAUGGCCAAAAAGAAACAGCCAAAACGAAACAACAGCCGAAACCAUUUAAAAUUACAGGAAAAAUGGAAUGCAAAAAUUUUGUGGUGUGCGGGCAACCCAGAGGACUUUGACUACAUUAGCACAGAAUACUAACCUAUAUUCAGAAAGACAUCUCUGUUGUUUUUUUUUUCUAUUCAUCAUCAAUCCGCUCUUCAGCAAGUGCCCCCCCCCCCCUGGAAAUACCCAAAAAGGUGGUGACGUCAGGGGGUGAUUGCUUCUGUUUAGGGUUACACUUGCUGUGGGGCAGAUCGAUGAUGAAAAACACAAUAGAGAUUAACUUCUAAACCAGCAGAAAGGAGGGACCACUUGCGGUCGUAGAAUAGGUUAGUAUUCUGUGCUAAUGUAGUAUUGCAUUUUCCAUUUUCGGUGGUUUUGGCCGUUUCAUUUUGGAGGUUUUGGCUGUUUCGAUGUUGUCGUUUUGACGUUUUGCCUUUUAGUACAUGCCAUUUGUUUUCAACUUGGGUCAGCUUGCAUGAGCCUGCACCCCCCCCCUCCCCCAAUGAGCCUGCAAUCCGGGUUGACAUUCAUUUGAGGUUCUGAAUGUGUUGGUGAUUAAUAUACUUAAACUUAUGUUGUCUUUGAAUGUUUAGCAUGUAAUUUAUUACAAAUUUCACCAUUAAAACUUUGUUUUGAGAAGCUGAAUUUUUUUUAAUGUGUUCUCAGAAUGCAGGAAAUGCUAUUUCAGAGACCCAAAUUUUAAACAUUUCCUGGGGGGGUAUGCCCCCAGACCCCCAUAGCUAACUGAUUUAUGCACUAUCCUGGGGGGAGGAGAGAAUGGGCUUGUUGGCAGUUUUGCCCCACCACUGAAGAAUCCUUCAAACACUCAUUAAUAAUUCAUAAGCUUAUUGGCAAAUCAUGUCAACCAUAAUAUGUCUGACAAAACACUCCUAAUUAGUAUUCCUGAUAAACCUGAUAAAACACUCCUAAUUAGUAUUCUUUAUAAAAAGAAUACUAAUAAGGCAGAAUCUAUUGUAGUCGUGUCCUCAUUAGUACUCUUUAUAUAAAGAAUACUAAACCUAAUAAAACCUCUGCUCGUUUAUUAAACAGUAUACUUCAAAAAUGCACUGGAAAAUCUCUUUAUCGUCAGAACUCUUUAUUCAAACGAGAAAGACGAGGAGAUACUCCAACGUCAGUGUUAUUGCCAACCGCUUGAGUUCCCAGCAAGCUUUAUGAAAUAGAAGAAAAAGCCAAGGAGGCAUCCAACGUAUACAACUGUGCAAACUCGUGUUCAAUGCAAUAUUCAAUGCAAUGGGAACUGUACCAGAUCAUACGAAUCUAUCUGUAUCAAAGCUUGUCAAAACUGCUAUAAACACUGCUAUAACUGAGUGAAACUAUUGAAAUCUAAAGCGACAUUAUUGAAUGCAUGCGAAAUGAAAAUGAUUCAUGAAACACAACGUCAAAGUCAAUGAGACUUGUUGUGAAUUAACAUGUCACAAUUAGGUUAAAAUGCGGAACGGAUAUGGGAAUAAAAUGCGUCAUUUUAAUCAUUUUUUUUGCCUCAUUUUUACGUUUCUGUGUUUUUUAUUUAUAUUUCUUUGCCUUUGUAAUGGACGCAACGUCGUAUUAACUAGUUAUACAGCUAUUUCAAUUGAAGAGUGUCACUGAGACAAUAGUCAAAUGUGCAAUAUGCAUGGGCGCUGAAAGGAUGAUGGGAGUAAUCAUAGUUUUAAAUAAGUAGUUUAGCAUAUCAGUCGCCUCGUGGGGAUACUUUUAGCAACAGCUCCCUAUACAAAUGUAGUUUUAGAAUAUACAAAAUUUGGUUGUUGGUGAAACAAUUUAAAUUUCGAGUUGUCUUUCGAGUUGUCGCGUGUAGCAUCACAAUAAAUAAAUAAAUUGUAUCAGUUCCACGAGGCACGACGUUUCGCCAUAGAAGGGCCUGGAAAGGACUUUGGAAAGUCUACGUUUCUGAUGUGUUAGGCUUGUUUCAAACGUCGCGCUACUCAUGUGCCGAACGCAGUAAAAACAAUAGAUAAUGGUAUUCAACAUUUAAUAAAUGAGUUACGAAGGGAGUGAUAAGGUAUUGUUUAUCUCGUAAAAAGUUCUAACAUGCCUACUCCAUGCAGACUCUUACUGUUAUAGGUUAUCGGCGACCCUAUGCAGUUCUUGUCGUGUCUUUUUCAAUUUCAGUGAAACUUUACACUACACACGUAUGUCACGUAAAAACUCACAAGUUGUAACAAGUUUGCAAACAAGUUGUUACACGUCUGUUCACAAGCUGUCAACAAGUUAUGCUCGCACUGCUUGUUCCCAGUUUGUUGUAACAAGUUUGAAACAAGCUGUUAACAACUUGUAACAAUUAGCUUGAUGGCAUUAUCAGCCUUGUUACAAGAUUGUGCUAACAAGUUUGUUACGGCGUUAUAUAACAAGGAUGUUACAAGAUUGUCAAUACAAGGUUGUAACAAUCUUGUUAUAUCAAGCAUGUCACAGACUUGUCAGAACAACCUUGCAACAAGUCUGAUAAUUUCGACAAGGUUGUUACAAGUUGUCAACAAGUUGUUCCAAACCUGUUGACAACUUGUGACAAGCAGUGCGAAUACAUCUUGUUAACAGCUUGUGAACAGUAAAUAACCUGUGCGUUUUUACGUGUGUACCCUUGGAUCCCUUGUGUUUUGGUGCAAGUUCGGCGCCAUGCGGCAAUCAUGCAAUCUGCCCCUGCUGUCACACUUGCAUGUGGUAUUUGAUAUAUUAGACAAUUCUUUUUUUUUUGCCCUCCCACCCUUUAAUAUUGGUGAGAAAAAUCCAACAAAAAAUAAGCAUGGCCCAAAUUUUAAAUAAAAUUCUUAUAGUCUAUGCUGUGUUGAUUGCUUGUUUAGGAGCCAACAAUGUCGCCAGUGCAGUCAGAAGAUAGAUCAAUGAAGGCCUCAUUAAAGGGCUCUAAAAAUACCGGUAAUACAUUUGUUACAGCCGGAUAUAUUGCCCAUAUGCAAAUUGAUAUCACGAAAGAACAACAACAUAGUGGUUUGGUAAGAAAUAGUUGCAUUUAAUAAUUUGAUAGCAGUUUAAUAUUGCACCCUGAUAUUUACCCACAAAAAGUACUGGAAAUGGAAAUGUCUGACAAAAUGUCCUUUUGUGUAUUUGUGCAAGUAAAUUUGACUAAACAAAUCAGACAAACAAAACAGCUUUUAUUCCUAGCUGCUGCAGAAAUUAUAACUCCAAUGACAAUGUAAGAAUUAAUGUGCAUCGACUCUCAUAUUGACUUUGAACUUGUUCAAAUUUUAACAACAGUUGAUGAGAGUUUUCGCUAUUGCGCGGUGAUAUCCAGUCAACUCUUAUAGUGCAACUCUUGUUCUCGUUUGACCGGGACAUGGGAGUUGCGAAAACUCUCAUGCAAACUCUCAACUCUCAUGCAACUCUUGUUCUCGUUUGACCGGGGCAUGAGAGUUGCGAAAACUCUUAUGCAAGCUCUCGCUUCUCAACCCUCAUGCAACUCUUGUUCUCGUUUGACCGGGGCAUGGAAGUUGCGAAAACUCUCAUGCAAACUCUCAACUCUCAUGUAACUCUUGUUCUCGUUUGACCGGGGCAUGAGAGUUGCGAAAACUCUUAUGCAAGCUCUCGCUUCUCAACUCUCAUGCAACUCUUGUUCUCGUUUGACCGGGGCAUGGAAGUUGCGAAAACUCUCAUGCAAACUCUCAACUCUCAUGCAACUCUUGUUCUCGUUUGACCGGGGCAUGAGAGUUGCGAAAACUCUUAUGCAAACUCUCAACUCUCAUGCAACUCUUGUUCUCGUUUGACCGGGGCAUGAGAGUUGCGAAAACUCUCAUGCAAACUUUUGCUUGCCAACACUCAUCCUUGUUUGACUAGGAUUUUAUGUCCACGGUCAUACGACUUAUGAUGGGACGCCUUUCAGGGUCUGAAACUUGCAGUAUCCCGAUAUCCACACAAUACUAAAAUUUAGUUUUGCAUGGAUAUAGUAUAUACCCAGAAGUGGGAUACUGAAUUCUCAGAUGGGAUAUUAGAACUUUGAAUCCUGGUAUGCCAAUGGGGUACUGAAAAAUAUUUUACCGAUUUCAGACCCUGCCUGUAGUGGAAAAUGAAGAUCAGGAAAGUUGGAUAAAGAAUGAAACUGGAAAAGACAAGAGCUGGUUAAAAUCCCAGGAGGCUAAGGAAGAGUGUAGAAGUUGUGAGGUACAUGUUUCCACAAUAGAUCACUUGCAGUCAAAGCGAAAAAAAGAUAAAGAAAAGAAACGAGAACUGACACAGAAAUGUGACAAUUUACAGAAACAAUGUGAUGAUAGUCGGAAAGAAUGUGAUGAUUUACUUCGGAAGCGUAUUAGUGAUAUUCAUGAAAUGAACACUUUGCAGAAAAAUGUGGUGAGUAAUGUCUUAUUAAGUGCAAGGGUGUAUGCAUGACUACCGUGAGGGUGCACACCCAAUCUUAGUGGCUUACGUGGUGUCUUAAGCAUCCCCCUAGGCUUAGAGAAGUCCAGCGCACCACCCUAAAAAAAUCUGCUUGAUAUACAUUCUCUGCUUUGCAGAACUUCUACUCUUAAACUGAUUUUUUACGAGAGCUCACGAGAAAAUAUUUAGAUAAUGCUUGUGUUAUUAUAUUAUGGUUAAAUGUGUAAACAUGUUGAUCGAUGUUGUCAAUAGGCAUAUUUUUACUGUACUUUAACAAGCAAAUUUACUGCACUGUGCUACAGCAACUAGCUGUCCAGUCAUUCGUGUAUAUAUGUUGAUAAAAAGCCAAUAUAAUUACUUUAUAAACAAAAGAUAAUGUACAGCACUUUCCUUGCGACAGUUAAACUUCUAGUGUAAAACGUAACAGAACGGAACAAGCAGAUUCAUCCAUGACCUUAAAACACCUACAAAUUAUCAACGCUCUGUUUGCUAUUGUCCUUUAAGCUAAGAAUUAAAAUGUUUCAGGCACACUACAGAUAUAAUGUUUAACUACGUUAAUUGUCAUAGGUGAGUUGCUUGAUUUACAUAUUUAUGUACAGCUCAAGUUGUAAGUAGGUUGCAUGCGUGUCACAGUUUAACAAAAGUUGUGUAUAAAUCGGCCUUUAUAUUUUCUUCAUUGUAAUAACAAGACUCUGGAAGAAAGCCUCCAUCAUGACAAGACAGCAUUGCAGUUAAAGAUAAAUGGCUUAGAGACGGAGAACAGUUCCCUAGUAAAAAAGAUGGAUGAGCUUAAACAACAGGUAGAUCUUAGGAAUCUUAAGGGUUAUAAUUUAAUUGUUUAAUGGUGCUUUUAUUUCUAAACACUUAACAGGAUAAAGUUGUGCAGUUAAUUGUCUUUAUUGCCUGCAUUUUAUAGUUUAAGAUCGUGGAAGAAAACCAAUGUCGUGAUCGAGAAGAAGAAAAGAAAGCACUGAUGGAAAAGUUACAGGAUAUCCAGGCCCAAGCUGAAAGGAUACCUGAUCUUGAACAAAAGGUAAACCUCAUUAUGGUCUCCUCACCCUAGAAAUGCUCUGGUUAAAAUUUUCUGGUUAACUCAGCCAUCAGUGCACCCGGAUCUACCUUAUUUUUUUGGGUUUCAGAGUGAGUAGACCGCCUCUCUAACCAUUGAGCUAUUGAGUCAAUGAGGAUCAUUAGCGAGUCUUAUCCAAUGAAACUUAGUUUUUUUAUAUUUCUAAAAACCAGCAUCGUGAUCGAGAAGAAGAAAAGAAAUCACUGAUGGAAAAGUUACAGGAUUUCCAGGCCCAAGCUGAAAGGAUACCUGAUCUUGAACAAAAGGUAAACCUUAUUAUGGUCUCCUCACCCUAGAAAUGCUCUGGUUAAAAUUUGCUGGUUAACUCGGCCAUCAAUGCACCCGGAUCUACCUUAUUUUGGGGGGUUUCAGAGUGAGUAGACCGCCUCUCUAACCAUUGAGCUAUUGAAUCAACGGAGAUUGGUAGCGAGUCUUAUCCAAUGAAGCUAGUUUUUUAGCUAUAUCUCUGAGGAUGGUUCUGAAAUAUAAUUGAACCACUGCGCGUCCUAUACAAGACAAGCGCCGUUAAGUCGUCGCGAAAACAUUUUGUGCAAAUGAAUAAGACUCGGUACCAAUCCCCGUUGACUCAAAAGCUUAUGGGUAGAGCGACGGUCUAGCAACCUAAAGAUGAGGGUUCGAAUCCCGCUCGAAACAAUGAAUUUUUCGUUGUACUCUGCAAUUUCGGAAUAAAUAUGAAAGUAGUUUGUCAAAGUUUUUUCAAGAUUCCCUAAUGAGCCUUUGAGUCAGCCAAUUAUUUGAGUGGCGUCCUUCACAAUCCAACUCUCAGGAAAGUAAAGAUGAAUAGUUCGUUUUGUUUUUAUUGUAUGUUCUCUAAUAUAGUACAAGGAUUCUAAAGAAGGCAUGAUGGCAUUGCAAGAACAAGUAAAUGGCGUAAUGAAAGGAAAUGACGAUUUGACACGUGAAAAGAGUAGCCUCGAAAAAGAGGUACAGUUUAUACCUUCAUCACAUGUCCCUGGAUGAAAAUUAUGUACAGUUAAACCAUUCCUUAUGGACACCUCUCUAAUAUUUAUACAGACGUCACUUCAAUACGAAUACCUUCUAUUAAUGAUACCUUCAAUCAUGGAUAAUAAAAUAAAUGGAUAGGACUCUCGCUGACGUAAGCAAAAUCAACCUAGUUGCAAUCUGUGACGUCACGCGUAUUGCAAAGUUCUCGGCAUUUUUGUUGUUUCGCUAUAUUUUCCGCCUUAAAAGAGCAAUAUUGAAGCAUAAACCGGUCUAAUUGUUUUAAAAACAUGCCUAAGCCACGACAAAGUAUUCAAGGUAAAUGUUUUUCGUCUUUGUUUUGUAUUUUUUUACAUUUGUAGCUGCGAAAUUGGCGUCCCCAAUUUUAACGAAAUGUGGGAUGCCUUUUUCACUGUUUAGUGCUUGAUAUAUUUGCUAAAAUUGACUGGGAAUACUUAGAGAUUUCAUCGUAGAAUGGCGUAGUUAUAUUCAUUUGCUCUUUGACUAAAAUGUUUAGCUGUAUUAUUGCUAAACAUGCCGUUUUUGAGAAUUUGGUUUGCAACUAGGUUUCAACGUCCAAUCACGCCAUCAGCCCAUUGAAAACAUUAGGUCACGUCAGCUAGUUUCCUAUCCAUUUAUUUUAUUAUCCAUGCUUCAAUACACCUCUCUAUUAAUGAUACCUCUUUAAUAUGGUAACCUCCAUAUUAGUGAUAUCACGGCAACCCUCUAUUGCAGAUACCUCUCUAGUACCUCACAGGCGUUCCUUGCAGGGUAAGGGUAAAUGUUAGGUGUUAUUAAGGUAAUUCCGCAGUUUUGCAUUGCGCACUUUUACUGCGCACAUCUUAUAACUUAUAAUUUCGUCCGCUAUACGUAUAGUCGUAUACCGUUUAAAAAAAUCAUUUUAUGACAAUUUUAUGUUACUUCAAAACAUCUUUGGUUACAUUCGUGCAAAGAAUUACGUUAAAAUCAAUGUUUUCAAAAAAGGCAUACAAAAGUGUAGCUAGGGUUCCAUGUGUCUGUAGUAUAUUUACUUGUAUUCCACGUUUUAAUGCCACAAUUCCCUAAAAAGAUCGGUGACCCCCGUUUUUUAACUGAUCAUUUAUUUCUUUAAUGCAUUUUACAUUUCAUACCCGAAAUUAAAACUAGAGAAAACUCAUUUCUGGAUCUUGAAAAAAAAUCCUUUAUCAAUGCAUGUUCUCCAAGAAAGAUAUGUAAAGAAAUGUGGAAAACUGAUCAUUUAUUUCUUUAAUGCAUUUUACAUUUCAUAUCCGAAAUUAAAAGAAAAAUCAUUUCUGGAUCUUGAAAAAAAAUCCUUUAUCAAUGCAUGUUCUCCAAGAAAGAUAUGUAAAGAAAUGUGGAAAAGACAUUUAUAGAUCAGAAUUGUACACGUUAGUAGUUUCAUUUUGCUCAAAACACAAUAUUUUUUCAAAAAUAAUUACAAGAUAAGUUUACAAAAGCAAAAUCCGCGCUAAAAACGUCGGAAUAAAUAUCGGGCUGUUGUGAUUUUGCUGUUACUCGUAAUGAGCGUCAAGAUGAUGCCAUAUUGGGGUAAAGGUGGUAUAUUGUGAUUGUCAUAUCUUCUUAACGAGUUCGGUGACCCCGACUUUUUUGUGUGAUUUUACUUUAAGUAUAUCAUAAACUCCAUGCCUGGGAAGUUUCAGCACAUUCUCAUUUCGGGAACAAUUACUGCGGAAUUACCUUAAGAGAUUACGACACUGGAUGUGAAGUUUAUUUACAUCACCAACUGACGCCCGUAAGAUAGUCAAACCUUCUAGUAUAUGGAUGCUCUCUAGUAUAUGUACGCUACUUUGAUAUGUUCACCUCUCUAAUACAGUCACCUCUCUAUGACAGGCUCCUUCCCACUGUGCUCAUCUCUUUCAUAUGGUUAGCUUUCCGGAAAUACAACAUCUCUCUAAUACGCUCGUUUUGAAUAAUGUUGAUUUAGGUUGGUCAACGGGAUAUCGCUCUUGAAUCAUCAAGGAGAAAAAACGCAAAUCAACGAAGAAUUCAUCAUGAUAUGAAUAACAAAAUUGAUGAAUUGGAACAACAGGUACAAUGACUAUUGUACUUCAGUUUUGCAUGGCUAGGUACCAAAACUAAACUAAACUAACGUUUAUUGUACUGGGCCUGGUUGUAUAAAUUAGGUCCGGACGCGAUUCGACAACGCGACGCGAUUUUUCGAUUUUCACUGACCGAUAAUUUUGAUCAAGAGUUGAAUUUUCCAAAUAUUUAGAAGCGCUAUAACAUUUGGAGUUAUUUGGUCUACAUAUCUUUCAAAAUCCGCUCUCAUUGACUGUUUUAUUAACUUUCAAAAACUAAAAAAUCGCGUCGUGUUGUCGAAUCGCGUCCGGUGUGUCUGGACCUUAAGAAGGUAGUUAAAGUUAACUACAGUUAGUACGAAAGUUUACCAAUCAAUAUCACCACAAAAUAGUGGUUAAAAAGUAGUUAAGAGUUUUAUACAACUGGCCCCUUGAUGCAAUCUUCAUCGGUUUAAAUCUAUCCGUAGAAAACAAUCUUUUAUUGUUGCAGUGUAAAGCGGGAGGAAAUUUAAACUAUACACUAACUAUAUUUAUAAAUAGCUCCACAAUUCUAAACUGUUCUCCCUAGAGGUUCAUUGAAACUUGAAAGCAACCCCGGAUUGGACAACGGUUCCGUGCUACUACAGAUUAGCCGGUCCGGUUCGACACAGGAUUAUAACGGAGUAUCCGGAGAAAUACUACAGUCGUUUGAGUCAAAUUGAAGCACUCUUGCUUCUGAGAUGAAAUUAUAAUCAAAUACGUGCAUGUUGUAGAAAUAAAAACCUGCCCACGGAGACGAAACACAUGCACUAACCAACACCCCAUCCUGUGCAUAUUUUACUUUUACUGACAAGGAAUGUUUACACAUUUUCCUUCUGUACUUACGCACUUAUAGGCUGAACAACUAAAGACUCAACUGACCGCAGUAGUGGCUCAACUUAACGCGGUGACAGCACAGUCAAAUAAUUUACGCACAUACAAUAACGAGCUGCUACGCAUAGCAGAUGCGUUUUAUACACGUUUUCAAGUUCAAGAAGAAGACGGUCAUGCUUUCCAUGAUGAGCUUCGCGAGAUCGUAAGUAUUAUUUUCUGUUGUUGUAAUCGCUACCCUAACUGCCUUGUAAGUGCGAUGAAUAGUGGAGCCCUUUCUGGAUGCAUGUCCAUGGGCUACUGUAUAUGCAACGUACCCAAAUUCGUCCGGUUUUGUUUCUUCACACGGGAAAUCGUACAGUUUUUAAUCAUUUAAGUAAUUCAGACACAAACGACGGCAGUUUAUUGUAGAAUACUACCUACACUGGCUGGGCCUCCACGUUUGAGAUAUCUUUUUCAGGUAGUUCAGACACAAACCACGACAGCUUAUUGUAGAAUACUACCUACAUUUGACCACCACGUUUGAGAUAUCUUUUUCAGGUAGUUCAGACGCAAACCACGACAGCUUAUUGUAGAAUACUACCUACACUGGACCACCACGUUUGAGAUAUCUUUUUCAGGUAGUUCAGACGCAAACCACGACAGCUUAUUGUAGAAUACUAAGAUUUUGUUGGCAUCUCACUCGAUUCAAUAAUAGUACUAGUUGAAGAGUCUUGUAAAUGGAAUUGUCGAGUGGAAAUUUAUAUACAUUUAUUAGAUCUAACCAGGAACAGCUACGAAAAAUGCAACCUUAGUUCCCUGACAGGAAUUGAACCUAUAGGCCGCAGUUUCAAGUCCUGCGGGACUUGAAACUGCGGCCUAUAGGUUCAAUUCCUGUCAGGGAACUAAGGUUGCAUUUUUCGUAGCUGUUCCUGGUUAGGUCUAAUAAAUGUAUAUAAAUUAUUGUGGAAUACUACACUGUACCUUUACGCUUGAAAUAUAAUUCUCCCACCAAUUGUUAAGCCCUAUGCAUGGGCAUGAGCUUUUUCAUGUAAUCCAACAUAAUCAUAAUUGUUGUUCAAUUCAUUGUUGUAAUAGAUCAAUGGACUACGACGCGACCAAGUACCCCAUGAACCAGUUGUAAGUUUUAUAUCUCGCAUGAUCGUUUAUUAAGAUGAAGGAUUGGGUCAGCGGGCUGUCCCUUUCCGCUGAGUUAAGUUGUCAAACUGUGAGUCGAGAGCAGGAUAGGGAUGGAUCCAGGGGGUGUGCUAAUCACCGAGUGGGUAAUCAUUAGAAGGAGCUAGAGCAGCAAGGCACUAGUUUAUGGCUUGCUUGACAAUUUCACAAUCAUGUUGCUAUCUCAUUUUGUCUCUAUUUCAUUUUUUUUUUUUUUUGUAAUUGCCUUUUCAAAUCCAAAAAUAGAUUUGAUAAAGAACUUGGCACACACACACCCAAUCUCCACCCACCCCCAACCUCAAAUUAACGAAGUCUUGUUGCAAUUUGUCCCUCAUCUGCAUGGAAAUAUUAUUAGCACCGCCCACUCCAUCAACCAACCGACCAACUAACCUAAUUAACUAAGCUGUACAUUAAUUAACCAAUUCUUUCCUUUUUUCUUAAAGGAUAUUACUGUACUCUUUGUUCAACAUGAUCGUGAUGUUCAUGUUCCAGACUAAAAAAAUCAACUGGCGACAUGCAUUGGCGGUGUUUGGCUGUGAACUGAGUUCACUGAUUCUUUCCUUCGCAGAGGCUUUUGAAGGAAAUCAACUUUUCACCAUGGCGUUGGAAGGUACGUGGUGUGAAGACAAUCGCAGGGUCUUCUCCUCUUCCUUUGCCCGCGCCCCUUUAAGAGCUUCUGUGGAGGACAGAGAGGUUGACCGAUAGUCAAUCAAGAUAUGGUCUCGAAACUCUGCAAAGUCUUUGUUCUACUUUUCGUUCAUGCUUUUUAAAGUUGGGAAAAAAGCUUCGGAUUGAUAGGGAUUCAACUACCUGAAAAAUGCAAGGAGAAUUUCGACGUUUCGACCAAAGGCACUCCGUUAGGAAGUUUAUAAAGUUGUGCUCGGAGAAGACGAUGAAUUUUCGAGAUAAUUAAGCAAUCAUGCAAUGGCAGUCAUGCUGUUCAAAGGAUUGAAAAUCUCGAGUGUGAAUUUUAUACAUUUGUUCGACAUAACCAAGAACAGUUGUGAAAAAUGCAACUAUAGGCCCUCCGGCUCUGGUAGGAAUCGAACCCGCGGCCCUGCGAUUCCAGUGUAGCGCUCUAACCAACUGAGCUACAGAGGCCAGUUGUCAAGCUCUAAUCAACUGAGCCACAAGGCCAGUUGUCAAGCUCUAACCAACUGAGCCACAAGGCCAGUUGUCAAGCUCUAACCAACUGAGCUACAGAGGCCAGUUGUCAA